AUGGCCCGAGCAAGCUCUGAUUCGUUCGCACCGCCAAUCGACCAGGGGCCUCGGGAGGACAAACCCGCCCAGUAUCGAGACCAGCAAUGCGAGACGCUGCUCGCCAUCCAUGGCAGCAGCUUCAUGGCUCCAUCGUCAUUGGGCAUCGCGACUGAAAGCAGGAAGCUCUGCCAGGUCCUGCUAGAGACGAAGCAGACGAUUCCUGAAAAGUCGCUCUUCCACGACGACUUGUUCCAACAGACCUGCCUGAAGCUCCGAAACGCGAGCCACGCUCGGAUCAUUCGUGACAUCUCUCAGCUUAUUGUCCCCUCGGCAGAGACUCUUGCAACAUACGGAGCCAGGCACCUCGAUAUCCUCGCAGAGAGUGUCAACGAAGGCUGGAAGUGCUCGUGCGCCGUACCCGGGGUUGCUACUCCACAGCCAGAUUACUCGGUUGGAUUCCGGUUGGGUGCUUUUUCAGACACACAACGUGCGGUGCUGUCGUGGCUCGUCACGGAUUCCUCUCGCCUGUCCUUCUUCAAGGCCACGUCUCAUGUGUACCUCCCAUUCUUAUCCUGCGAAAUGGCUUCUCUCGACGUCGCAGAUCGUCAAAACGCACACAGCAUGACCCUUGCGGUGCAGGGCGUGACAUUGCUCUUCUAUAUUGUAGGACGUGAACACGAGCUCCACCGACAGAUUCUCGCCUUUUCUAUUUCACACGAUGACAGGUCAGUUAGGAUAUAUGGACACUACCCGGUGAUAGAUGGGAGGGAUAUAAAGUACUACCGCCAUCUCAUCAAAGACUUGUCGUUUACCGCAGAUGAUGGCAGAGAGAAGUGGACUGCAUACCAGUUUGUGAAGAACGUCUAUGACAUAUGGAUGCCUCAACACUUUGGGAGGAUCUGCUCCGUUCUCGAUCAGGUACGCGUUAUACGGGGCGAAGCUUAG
Molecule: messenger RNA, 927 nt
Organism: Trichoderma citrinoviride
Lineage: Eukaryota; Fungi; Ascomycota; Sordariomycetes; Hypocreales; Hypocreaceae
Exons: 2
Coding region: 1-927 (308 amino acids)
Source: RefSeq, a predicted model, not a curated record